UGUGAAAUAAAUUGCUUUCUAUGUAUUCAAAAUUCUGAAAAAGAGACUUCGACUAAGUGCAAUGCUCUAUUUAUAAAUGAAGACUUCAGAAGAAAAGUGGCAACAUGAGUUAUCUCACUUUCCGUAUACUGUGCAAUUUCUCAUAUAUGUUUUUUUGAAAUGAAUUAUCAUAUAGUAGGUGCAAGAAAUGAUGGCCUGUGAAUGGCAUAGAAUGCUUAAAACUUCUUGUAAUUUAGGGUUUCAAACUAAUGUUCGCUACCCAAUGUGAUCUCAUGUGAUCAAGUUCUUUUUAUUUAAUUUUAUUUAGCCUUGUGAGCUUCACUUCUCAACAGUAAUACUGUAUUUUCUGACACAUAAAUGAGCUCUGAGAUUUUAACUAAAUAAUUUUUCUUUUUAUUCUUCAACCAUGGUGGUUGCAGACCAAGGAAGUUGGCAAGCAGAUGUUGUUUUUGUUAUAGAAGGAACUGCAAAUCUUAGCCCUUAUGUAGAAAGCUUGAAAAUGAAUUAUAUUAUUCCAACUCUCGAGUAUUUUAAUGGUGCCCCAGCAGAUGACAGAGAUUGUGGUUGUGAUGCAAAUUGUACAAUGUAUGCAUUGGUCAUUUUCAUGGCUGCUGAUUGUGCUCCAGAGACAGCUGCAACAUGUUUUGCUCCAACUGCAAGUACUCAUAAAUUUUUAUCUUGGUUGGAUAAAGUAAUGUUUAUUGGUGGAGCUGGAGAAUCUCAUAGCCAUAUAGCAGAGGGUCUGAGCACUGCUUUGCAAGUAUUUGAUGAUUUUCAGAAUUUAAGAGAAAGCAGCAUCACUACACAGAAGCACUGUAUUUUAAUCUGCAAUUCACCACCAUAUCCUAUACCUGCUUUGGAAAGUUAUGCUUAUUCUGGUUUAAUGACAGAACAAUUAGCAGCAUUAAUGGCAGAGCGGCAGAUAAAUUUCAGUGUUCUGUCCCCACGAAAAAUUCCAACUUUAUUCAAGCUUUAUGAAAAGGCUGGUGGAGAUCUCCAACAUGCACUUGCAAAAAAUUAUGCAAAAGAUCGUCGUCAUCUGGUACUUCUUAGAGGUUUUCAACUUCAAGAACGUCCUAUGAGUCCACCAUCUUUAGACAGCAAAUCUUCUGUGCCUCCAAAUUCAUCUGUAUGUAGCCCUCCUGCUACUGGCCAAAAACGUCCAGCUACAAAUUCACCACCACAUCCUAGGGAAGCUCCUGCAUUUAAGCAGCCUGCAACACAAAAUAAUUAUUCAGGCAUGGAUUGGCCUUCUUCUGAAAGCCCAGCAUCAGCAUUAACUUCACAGAAUCAGGUUCCAUCUUCUAUACAAGGUCCUGGCUCUGGUCAGUCACCUUUAAGUUAUGGCCAGGGGUCUAUACCUGGCCAGCCAAAUCAAACACUUCCACAAAGGCCAGGUAUUCCUACACCACCAGCAUCUCACCUUUCUUCAUUAAAUCAGCCCAAUCCACCAAAUGUAACAAUUACCAAUAAGGGACCUCCAACUCAACAUACGGAAGGUAUAAGACCUCCAAGAGGGCAUUCACCUGUUCCUGCUUGUGGCCCUCGUAUGUCAUGGAAUCAGGCUGCUGCCCCAUCAUCUCCUGUAUCUACAUCUCCUACAACUAGUGUUCUGGCAAAUCAGUUAAACAUGGCCCCUAGUAAUAUGCCAUUACGACAUAAUAAUCCACAGCUUCAGUCAAAUCAAGCAGUUUCAAGUAUUGUGUCGCAGUCACAAUCUACAAUGAAUCAAGCUCAAAGUGUUCUUAAUCCAAAUAAUGCUCUUAGAGGAAAUUUGCCCAACAUUGGCCUUAGGUUAACUCAGAAUACUUCACCUGGACCUGUUCCUUCUGCUGGCCCCAAUGCACUGACUGUGCAAUUAAAUCAGCAUCAGUCAUUUAGCCAGAAUUCUCAGCAGCCUCAACAACAAUCUGCCAGCAUGGCCAAUUCCAUGCCUUCAUCUAUUCAAACAAAACUUGGAAAUGCCACAAGUGGAAAUCAGCUCAUAUCUUCUCAGGGUCAAACUAUAACAACUGCACCAUCAUCUAACAUGCCAUUACAAUCAGGACCUGGGAUCAUGCCAAUGUCUCAGGGUACUUCACAGCAAAGUCAGCCAUCUACUAACCCCACAGUUGCCACAAAAGAUAGGCGUACUAUAUGGCAGGGGAUUCUUGAAUUUCACGAGAAAUCCGUGCCGCCACAGUCACAGGCUCAGGCUCAAAGAGUGUCUCACUCUUUAUCCUGCACUUUCUCUUCUGUGGUGACUAAUGGGGAGUCAGAUGUCAAUGCAGACAAGUGGCCUAACAGACUGAUGUUGCAGUUGAUACCAAGACAGCUUAUUGUUGUUGCAAACUUAUUCAACCCAUUGAAAACUGCUGCUCGACAUGUACUUAUUCAUUUUAAUCAAGAAUCUGAAGCCCUUUCAAAAUUAUGCAAAACUAUGAGUUCUGGUCUUGUGGGUUGUAUCCAAUUUCCACCAACUUGCGAUAUUCGCAUCAUGGUAGUCAUUUACAUGCAAGACAAGCGUAUUUACAUGGGCUUUAUUGCCAAUGAUCAAGAUGGAUUUUUUAAUAGUAUACGACAGAUGUAUGAAAAUCAACGUAAGCAGCAACAGCAAAAACAACAAAGGAUGCAGCAGCAACAGUUAGGAAAUGUUACUUCAUCUGACAAUAUAGGUCUCCAGUCAACAAAUACACCAAAUCAAAAUAUGAUGAUUACGCAGCCUGCAUCUGGUAAUAUGAAUGCAAGCAACAAUCAAAUUAAUCCACGAAUGCCAAUUAAUCAACAGCAAGUAGCACAGAAUACUCCAGCUCCUGCACAAGCUCCUAAUGCAGGAAUGGUUCAUUCAACAACUAUGAACCAACAGCAACCAUCACUUUCUCAGGCUGCCAGGUUGUCUCAGUUAGAAGCUGCUAGGCAGCAGAAUUUGUUAAAAAUUCAGCAGUUGCAGCAAACUUUAGAAGCAGCUCAACAAAAAGAAUUGCAAUAUAAAGCUGCUCAAGAACAGCAACAGCAACAACAGCAGCAGCAGCAACAGCAACAGAUGAUUGAGCGGCAGAAUACGAUAAGACAUUUACAGCAACAGUUGCAACAUCAACAGCAGCAGUUAGCUCAGCAGCAGCAAAGCAUUCAAAUGCAACAAGUUAGCCAGCAAAAUAGUCAUAAUCCUCAACUGCGAAACUUACUGCAACAGCAAGCGCAACAAAUGAGAAGGCAGCAGCAUCAGAUGUUAAUGCAACAGCAUCCUCAAGGUAUUCGACCUCAACUGCCAGGAAACAUUCCACAAGGAGGCAUAGGCUCUUCUGUUGGCCAACAACAGCAGUCACAGCAACAGCCACAGCAACAGUCAUGGGGAGAUUCAGCAAUUUUAGAUUUGCUGCCUCCUUGAACCUUUGUACAUCCAGGACUCAUGCUAACUGAGAUUAAUAUAACAGCAAAUUUAUUUGUGAAUAGAAUAGGGGGAUGCUUUAUUUACCUUUCUGGAGAAGGGAAAUUACUCUGAUAUUUAAUUUAUGCUCAUCUUUGUAAAUCACAGCAUACAUUUUUUAAAUCUCUCCAUUUAUGUUAAACUCUUUCCUUUCCAAAAAUGUGUUAAAACUGAUAUAAAAAUAUACAUCUGAAAAUAAUUUAUUUUGUAGAUUAACUUUUGUUAAAAUAUGCUUUUGAAGAUUUAAUCAUACAAUAUAUUUCUUUGCAGUAAAGAAAAGAGAUAAUAUAUAUAUAGCAUGGGACUUCCAGUCCAGUUUGGAACCAGAUACCCUAGAUUUUUUUACAUAAUAGUCAAUUUUAAAUUAUAAUAAAAUUCAGUAAAUUGCUUAUUAAUGUAAAAUAAUGUAUGCUCUAGGUUAUUAUCUUCCUGAUUAUUUUAUUAAGUUCUAUUAUUAAUUAUAGAUAAAAUAUUCAAAUAAAAAC
Stegodyphus dumicola is the source of this 3891-nucleotide messenger RNA. RefSeq names its product mediator of RNA polymerase II transcription subunit 25-like. Gene Ontology annotation, biological process: positive regulation of transcription by RNA polymerase II. Gene Ontology annotation, cellular component: transcription regulator complex; mediator complex. The record is from RefSeq and is a predicted model, not a curated record. NCBI's taxonomy places the organism in Eukaryota, Metazoa, Arthropoda, Arachnida, Araneae, Eresidae.